AUGCCGCAUGGAGAAGCUGAUAUCGGUAACCUGGCCCUGGCAGGCGGGCGGAGAAUCGAGGGCGGACGGGCUCCAGUUGGUGCGAUCAUUUCUCGAGCGGCGGCAGAGGCAAUCGAGAGUAAUAGGAAUGUUGCUGUGCUUGUUUAUGAACCGACUGGGAUGGCUAAUGAUGCUCGCGCGGUGGUUUAUGAGGCGAGAAAUGGGGGAUGUAGGGGGCUGGAAUAUUUCGAGGAGACGUACCAGUGGGUUGCUGCUGAACUUGGGUAA
Aspergillus calidoustus is the source of this 267-nucleotide messenger RNA. The record is from the annotation of a GenBank genome assembly. NCBI's taxonomy places the organism in Eukaryota, Fungi, Ascomycota, Eurotiomycetes, Eurotiales, Aspergillaceae.